GAGACAUGUCGAACUUGUGUGUGUGUGUAUAAGUGUGUGUGGUUCUCUCAGUUUUCGUUUAAGUUUAUGCAAAAUGGACAUCAAACCCUACGCAAAUCAAAGUAGACAAAGUGAUGGACCUUCUUCUGUGACAGCAGAACUCUACUUCUUGAUCGCCCGAUUACUCAGCCAUGGGCCUUGCCAAAAUGCUUCUGAGGCGCUGCAACGGGAGUUGGAGAUGCAUGGGUUGUUACCGAAAAGGAUCGAUUGGCUCGGGAAUGAACACGAUCAAACUUAUGCCCAAGUGUGCCAAAGUUUCUCACAUGUUGGUCCCAACCACUUGUUGGAAUUGUGUAGGCGAUUAGGUCCCUUGGUAGACAAAGAAGUGCCGACCAAUGUCCAAGGUGUUCACUCAUUAUUGGGCGCCGGACGACAGUCAAUCCUCCGUCGCAAAGAGGAUAUCAUCAGGAAGCUCCAUCGCGAGCAUUAUGUUGUUCGUCAGAACAAAAGACCACGGUUGUUUCCGCAUGACAUCGCCCACCCACCUAAUAAUGUGCCCUUGUUGUUGGGUCGUGAGUUUACGGGAGCUAUUGACACACAGAGUGCAACACCCGCUAAACUUUAUAGCCGUGUUCAACUGUUUUGCCGCACUCUCGGCCACCUUUCAGCUGUCUAUUGCGUCCUUUUUGAUCGGACCGGCCAAUAUAUUUUUACGGGAGCUGAUGAUUUAUUGAUCAAAAUAUGGAGUGUUGUUACGGGUCGCUUGUUAGCUACUUUACGCGGUGCCUCAGCUGAGAUUGCCGAUCUCGCUGUCAGUUGCGACAACACGCUACUGGCUGCCGGAUCGUGUGACAAAAUUGUCCGCGUGUGGUGCCUUCGCACUACUGCACCUAUUGCAGUGUUGACUGGUCAUGGAGGUACAAUCACUUCCAUCAACUUUUGUCCCGCCGAUAGAGGUUCCGUCCGUUACCUGGCUUCGACUAGUUCCGACGGCUCCGUCUCCUUCUGGGAAUAUGUCACAGAACCGGGCCAGACACCGAAAUUCUUUCCACGACCACACAAGUUCAAUGAGAAGAUUCGACCAGGUCAGGCUCAGAUGUUGUGCGCUUCUUUUAGCCCUGGUGGAUCGUUCAUGGCUACAGGUUGUGCAGAUCACCACGUCAGGGUGUACGCAAUGUUUGGACAAGAAGGUCCGGAGCGUAUUCUUGAGCAGGAAGCUCAUUCGGAUCGAGUAGAUUCCAUCCAGUGGGCCAACACAGGUCUGCGCUUCAUUUCAGGAAGCAAGGAUGGCUCAGCUUUGAUCUGGCGUUACGAGAAACAAGAGUGGCGAACCGUCCGGUUACGGAUGAGCUGCCGGCUUGAAGGAGCCAGCACUGCAACAGCCGAAGAACUGAGCCAGAAACUUAAAGUGACAAUGGUUACGUGGAGCCGCGAUGAUCGUUACCUCAUUACAGCCGUCAGUGACUUUUCCAUCAAAAUUUGGGAUUCCUCUACUGGAAUUUUGCAUAAAGAGCUGAGAGGACACGAAGGCGAGGCGUUUGUUUUGGAACCUCAUCCGUUCGAUCCCAAUGUGCUAUUGAGUGCCGGGCAUGAUGGUCGCUUAUUGAUUUGGGAUAUGGCUAAAGGCGAAGUGAUGAAAUCAUUCUUGAACUUCAUCGAUGGGCAAGGACAUGGGGCAGUUUUUGACGCCAAAUGGAAUCCGUCUGGUUCAACUAUUGCAGCCACAGACUCGCAUGGUCAUUUAUCAAUCUACGGCAUCGGGCCCAGUGAAUCCUUCAAAAAAUUGCCUAAAGCCAUCUUCUUCCACACGGAUUACCGACCAUUGAUUCGCGAUGCCCAUCACCAUGUACUGGAUGAGCAAACGCAAUUGGCGCCCCACCUGAUGCCUCCUCCUUUCCUGGUUGAUAGCGAAGGCAAUCCUUAUCCUCCCAACAUGCAAAGGUUGGUGCCUGGCCGUGAAAAUCUCAAGGAUGAUCAGCUGGUCCCUACUGUGGUGGUCAAUGCAAACGGGGAGCAAGAAAUUUUAGCUGGUGUGGAAGUUCUUCCACCUCCUGGUGAUGAGGUCCCUAACAAUCCGCCAGCUGUCGUUACACCGCCACAGCCCACUCCUCAGCGCACUCGUUCCAAUAUCGAUCAAAUGAUUGCCGAGCUGGCCCAGCAACAAGAGAGACAAAGAAACCGACCUCGCUCAUCCACCACGGCUGCAGUGGCUGCAGCUGCCGUCCCUUCCACUUCCACCGCUCCGCCAAACAGCGAUCACUCUUACACAUCUCGUACACCUCAUACCGCCCACAGCCGCCCAUUACUGGUCGCAUCAGGCAGUGGCAACUCUCCUAGAGCCUCCGUUACACCUGAACCAGAGCCGGGUGAGGCCGCCGACGAAGCUCCUGAAGAUGAUGACUCUGUCAACCUCUCGACUGAAGCUACUGCAUCGGAAUCCUUGCCUGGUUUCAGCCGACGCGUCAUUGUUAAACCGCUUACUAUCGGACAACUGAUCAGCAUUAAAAACGAAAGGCAAGGAUGUGCGGAUGAGGAAGUGACUCUAUUCUACCAGGAAGUCCAACGCAAGUCGCCCACCAUCUUCCUAAACACAUCGGUCUCUCCGGGUAUCACCGCCUUGUUGGCAGCUCGUUCCCGUGGUGUCAGUGAUGACGGCUGGUCGCCUUCCCGCCCUCGACGCGCUCAUUCCUCGCGCCCACCUCGAACUUAUCAACGAGAACGCAAUGUGGUCUCCUCGCCUGCCCGUUCACGAAUGCCGCCUGUUUCACCUGCAAGGCGGACUUCUGCUGCUGUUAUGGCUCCGCCUCAACCGAACAACCAGCACAACUACAGGACCAGAGCUAAUCGAACAACCAACGGAACCAGAGAACGUGUCAGAGAAGGUGCCAGUGACGGAACUAGGGAAAGAAGCCGGCGCGUCGUACGAAGAGUUGUGUCGACUGAUGAAGACGAACAGGUGGACGUCGAAGUUGAAGAGAGAAGAAGCAGCCGUCGCACUUCACCAAGGGAUAAUGACACCGGGGACGAGGAAGAAACUCGUCAGACCCGUAGCAAUGCUCGACGUCAGCAACCACGUGACGGCGAUGCAUUGUCCACGAGUGAUUCGGAUGACAGCGAAAGUGAAAGUGAUCUGGCAAGUGAUUUGCUAGAUUCCGACGAAUCCGAUUCAGAAACUCGAGGAUCAUCAUCUUCGUCGUCUUCCGAAUAUUCCGAUUGGACGGCCGAAGCAGGAGUGAAUUUGGAGCCACCUAAGCGGACCAGAAAGAAAGUCUAUCGUAGACCUCGUUGUCUGUCGAGCGAGGAAGAGACGGCUGCUCCAUCAACUUCCGCUCAGCCGGCCAAUGAAGCAGAAGAAGGUGAAGGAAGUCAACCUGGACCGAAGAAGAGACGUGGUCCAAUUCCUAAAGCCGGUUCUGGUGGUUUAGAUCGCAUUCCCGAGAGCUUUCGCCCAUCUGAGUGGUUAUCUUCUGUCGUUCCUCGCAGACAACCUUUUUAUCCCCAAAUGGGUGAUGAAGUUAUUUACUUUAGACAAGGUCACGAACAGUACGUGGAUGCCAUCAAUCAGAAGAAACUCUUUGAACUCAAUCCUCGUUCACUUCCCUGGUCCAGUCAGACUAUUCGUGAACAAGAGUUGGUUAAGAUCAUUGGUAUCAAGUACGAAAUCAAACCCCCAAGGCUUUGUUGUUUGAAGCUUGGAUUAAUGGAUCCGGCUACCGGGGUUCUAACUGGCGAAUCGUUCAUUCUGAAGUAUCAUGACGUCGCAGACGUUCUAGAUUUCUUGGUUCUUAAGCAGAACUACGAUUUGGCUAUCCAGCGUAACUGGCAACCAGGGGAUCGCUUCCGCAGUAUCAUUGAUGACUUGUGGUGGGAAGGCCAGUUGGAGACGCGCGAACCUUACCAAGCUCAAUGUCCUGAAUCCAUGUUUCUCUGUUACCGCAUCAGGUGGGACAACGAUGAAGUUGAUCGCGUAAGUCCAUGGGAUUUGGAAAAAAUUGAUCUGGAGAGGAGACCUACGGGCCCAGGAACGGGUGUUCCAGUAAUUCCCUCCGAGAUUGCCAUGACGUUGUACCAACCACGGGCUGAAGAUUGGCCUCCAGGAGGUGAUCGGGAUUCGGAAUGCGAUCGCAUCUCUGCCGGACUUAGCCAAGUUAUGGGUCUGGCAAUAGCUGAACCUUUUGUUGCACCCGUCGACCUCAACUUGUAUCCAUCUUAUGCUUACGUGGUUGAAUAUCCUAUGGAUCUUUCCACAAUCAAAGCAAGGCUGGAAAACCGUUUCUAUCGACGUGUGACUGCCGUCCAAUACGAUGUGCGUUACGUCUACACCAACGCCUGCAAAUUCAACGAGCCAAAAUCGGAUAUUGUUCGUUCGGCUUCCAUCAUAUCCGACUUGUGUUUGGAGAUCAUCCGCAACCGCGAUUCUGUUGAUGCUACAGCCUUGUAUCAUCAACUGGUGGAAAAGUACAAGAUUCGAGAUGAAGGAGCGGAUGAGAAUGCUGCGGGUGCAGGUCCCAGUAAGAGUGGUGGUAGUACCAAGCGGAAUGGUUCGGCUCCCAAUACUCCCAAUACUCGUUCCAGGAGUCGUCGUAAUUCGCAACACACAGACUCCGAGUCUGAAGACACGUCUUCCAAAACUAAAAGCAGAAAUGGAACAGAAAAUGGGAAAUCAAAGGAGAAGAGAAUCAACACUCGUAUUGCCAAAGCUGCUGCUCUUAGCUGGAAACAGCAAUGUAAAGACUUGAUCGAAACAUUGUGUCAGUCGGAAGAUGCUGGACCAUUUCGCGAGCCUGUCAGUAUCCUCGAUGUACCGGAUUACCUUCAAGUUAUCGAUCAUCCGAUGGAUUUGGGGACGGUGCGUGAACAGCUGCAGGUCAGCAACUACGCCACACCGAUGGAUUUUGCCAAGGACGUCCGUCUCAUCUUUGAAAAUUCAAAAAAAUACAACACCCUCAAGAAGUCGCGCAUUUUUGCAAUGACUGUUCGACUAUCGGCCUCUUUUGAAGAGCACAUUCGCGGCAUCCUUGCUUCUUAUAAACACCGUAAAAGCUCGGAUAGAUCAUCCAAGAGUCCACAUUCACAUUCAAAAAGCGCCAAGUCCUCCAAGAAGGGCAAAUCUUUAGCUCCCUCGCGAUCGACAAGGAGCAUUAAAGUAGCAAGUGAGGUUGAACUACCCAGAGAGAACAUCAAAAUUGUUCUUAGUCGUGUAAAUAAAGGACAGAUCGUCGUCCAACCAAGUACAUCGUCCCAACCGGGUGACUCGGGAGUUAGCGGAGCUCGUAGACGUAUCCUUGAAGAAGAUGAACCCAGCGCUUCCAGUACCUCGGCUAUCCCCAACGGGAACUCUGUCGUCAGUGAAGAUAUCGAAGCGAAACCAGGUCCCAGUGGUCUGUCUGCUUCCACUUCAUUACCAGCAACAAACGGUUUAGGAAAGCGUGGUCUGAAACGAAGGAUCGUCAGUGAUGAUGAUUACGAAGAAGAUGAAGAUGAAGAUGGUCACGAUGUAUCGUUGAAUGUUCCCGGAGUAGACGAAGAAAGUCUUGAACCUCCGGAUCUAACCAAAUCUCAAGAAGAUCUGACUAAAGGAAAAGCGCUAAAAAGGAGAGACGCUGCUCCACCCGUUCUGAAAGCUAUUAAAGAAGAAAGCAGCUCGGAGGAUGAAAAACCAAUUAGCCAAAGGAGACGAAUGCCAAUGGCGAAGGUUUCGGUAACGAUGAUUAAAGAAGAGGAUGCACGGCCGUCGAGUAGUUCGUCAAACAACAGCUCGAUCAGCAAAAACAAUAGUUCAAAUAGCGGUAGUCUAUGCGAAGAUGGCAGCUCUUUACGGCGUUCUGGUCGUGCCCGGCGUAAACCUAAAAGGCCUUUGGAUUCAGAGCCCAGUGAAAAUGAAGAUCGAGCCCCUGCACUAGCUGACGGUAGAAAAAAUCCUCGAGGAGCCGUUCGCACUCGUAAUGGUGGCAAGCGAACUGUCCGCUACCGUGAAGACUCUGAGGACGAAGCCAAAAAGCGAAACAGUCGCCAAUCAGUUGAAACCAAAGGAGGUAGUAGUAGCCGAUUGGCGAGAAAAACCAAUAGCGACGAUGAUCACGACGACGACGACGAUGAUCAUGAAAACGAGGAUCCUAGUGUCAAGCAGCAACAGAAUGGAAGUGUCAAAAGAUGUAGUCGACAGUCAGCUCAAGAAGCCACUAAGAGGUUACGCACGGAUUUUGCUUCGUCGUCUGAAGAUGAGGAUGUACCUUCCAUGCCCACCUACGCCAUGAGCAGUCGAGGAAGGCUUCGCAAAAUCAUCAAUCAUUCCCACCAGGAUUCCUAUUCUGAAUGAACAACCUCCUCUUAAAAAAAACCAAAUGGAUAUAUUUACUACACCACUCGAGGCAUCUCAAUUCGACUAUAACACUACGACUAUACCUUGUUGACGUGUGUCACACUGGGUUGAGUAGUGUGACGUGUUUUAAUUAAUGAAGUGUAUUUCCUUGCCGCCGCCUAUACCUCACCUUCCACUAGACAUAACUUCCAUUUUCUUUCAACCCGCACCCUUUCCCUCCCUCGCAACCACUUUCAACGUCAAUUUAAUUCAUAUUUCAUAGACAGAUGAUUUGUCAUGACUGUAAAAUGAUCUCUUAAAUUUCUCUCCUCUUACCAGAAAAGCAUGGGCACCUCCUUCUAUCUCCCCGAGUGGCCUAAUCACACAUUGAAUAUAGUUCACGGAUUUAUUAAUUUGCACAUGCCCCUCCUUAUGUUUUGAUUAUUUCUUUGUUUCUUUAACGAUUCAUUCUGCCUAAUUCUUAUAGGAUAAUUCCCAAUUUUUUUUUUGGUCUGCCACAUCGUAUUUUUUGUGUGGAAGCAGUGCCUUUUGCAGUGACGAUUAACACUCAUGUUUGUCCACUUGUCAAAUGGGUUCCGUUUGAAAUAAAAAUUCGUGUCUUCUAACUAU
Messenger RNA from Daphnia pulex (common water flea), 6910 nucleotides. Its product is annotated as PH-interacting protein-like. NCBI's taxonomy places the organism in Eukaryota, Metazoa, Arthropoda, Branchiopoda, Diplostraca, Daphniidae. Gene Ontology annotation, biological process: cytoskeleton organization; regulation of transcription by RNA polymerase II; regulation of cell shape. Gene Ontology annotation, cellular component: nucleus. The coding region runs from base 74 to 6298 and encodes 2074 amino acids. Gene Ontology annotation, molecular function: protein binding. The record is from RefSeq and is a predicted model, not a curated record. The transcript has 21 exons.